This is a messenger RNA of Salvelinus namaycush (lake trout), 4308 nucleotides long. RefSeq names its product Golgi apparatus protein 1-like. Gene Ontology annotation, molecular function: fibroblast growth factor binding. NCBI's taxonomy places the organism in Eukaryota, Metazoa, Chordata, Actinopteri, Salmoniformes, Salmonidae. Gene Ontology annotation, cellular component: Golgi membrane. The record is from RefSeq and is a predicted model, not a curated record. The transcript has 25 exons. Bases 46 to 3471 code for a protein of 1141 amino acids.
GUCGUAAUUUGCAGCUAGCAAUCCUAGCUAGCUAGUUAUCCGAAGAUGGCGGCUUGUAGACGUGUUCCUCGUCUCCUGCUUUUGAUGUCUAUCCUUUUGUAUGUGCAUCCCAUUCGAGAGGAUAAAUAUCAGAUCAAUGGAGUCGCCAAGCCUCCAGUUAGUGUUGUUAUCCCGGCUCAAAAUCCAGGCGGAGUACCGGCUGCUGUAAACGGAGCUCCAGUACUCGCGGCCCUGCCACUUCGUAGACGCAUUAGCGGCUGGAAGCUGGCGGAAGAGGGGGCUUGUCGGGAGGACUUGACAAGGCUUUGUCCGAAACAUUCCUGGAACAAUAACCUGGCUGUGCUUGAGUGCCUCCAGGAUAGGAAAGAGGAAACAGAGAUUGCUGCUGACUGCAACCAUCUCCUUUGGAACUACAAACUGAACCUGACGACCGACCCCAAGUUUGAGUCUGUGGCUGUGGAGGUGUGCAAGACCACCAUCACCGAUAUAAAAGAAUGUGCAGCGGAGGAGAGAGGGAAGGGCUACCUGGUGUCCUGCCUGGUGGAUCACCGCGGUAACAUCACAGAGUACCAGUGCAACCAGUACAUCAUCAAGAUGACCAGCAUUGUGUUCAGUGACUACCGCCUCAUCUGUGGCUUCAUGGACAAAUGUCGCGAGGAUAUCAACACCCUGCACUGUGGCAGCAUCUCCACCGGCGAGAAGGACGUGCACUCCCAAGGCGAGGUGAUAGCGUGCCUGGAGAAGGGUCUGGUCAAGGAGGCAGAGGAGCAGCCCGGGGCCCACGCCAUCGGGGCCAACUGUAAGAAGGCCAUCAUGCGCGUGGCCGAACUUUCCUCAGACGACUUCCACCUGGACCGAUACCUAUACUUCUCCUGUCGGGAGGACCGUGAGCGCUUCUGUGAAAACACUCCAGCUGGAGAGGGCAGAGUUUACAAGUGUCUCUUCAACCACAAAUUUGAGGAGGCCAUGUCUGAAAAGUGCAGAGAUGCUCUGACCACUCGUCAGAAGCUGAUUGCCCAGGACUACAAGGUGAGCUACUCCCUGGCCAAGGCCUGCAAGACGGACCUGAGGAAGUACCGCUGCAGCGCGGACACAAACAUGCCCCGCGCCCGAGAGGCCCGCCUCUCCUACCUGCUACUCUGUCUGGAGUCUGCCGUACACAGAGGUCGUACGGUGAGCGGUGAAUGUCAGGGGGAGAUGUUGGACUACAGGAGGAUGUUGAUGGAGGACUUCUCUCUGAGCCCAGAGAUUGUGCUGCAUUGCCGUGGGGAGAUCGAGGCCCACUGCUCCGGACUCCACCGCAAGGGACGCACCCUGCACUGUUUGAUGAGGGUAGGCCGAGGAGACCUGGGCGCCAUCGACAACCUCUGCCAGAAAGCUCUCCAGACUUUGAUCCAGGAGGCAGACCCUGGGGCAGACUACCGUAUCGACCGGGCCCUGAACGAAGCCUGUGAGUCUGUUAUCCAGACUGCCUGCAAACACAUCCGCAGCGGGGACCCCAUGAUCCUGUCGUGUCUGAUGGAGCACCUGUACACAGACAAGAUGGUAGAGGACUGUGAACACAGGCUGCUGGAGCUGCAGUACUUCAUAGCACGGGACUGGAAACUGGACCCCAUCUUGUAUAAGAAGUGCCAGGGCGACGCCUCCCGCCUGUGUCACACCCACGGCUGGAACGAGACCAGCGAGAUGAUGCCACCCGGCGCCAUCUUCUCCUGUCUGUACCGCCACGCGUACCGGACAGAGGAGCAGGGACGGCGGCUGUCUCGGGACUGUAAAGUGGAGGUGCAGCGUAUCCUCCACCAGAGGGCGCUGGAUGUGAAGCUGGACCCGGAGCUGCAGAGGCGCUGUAUGACCGACCUGGGGAAGUGGUGCAGUGAGAAGGCAGAGUCUGGACAGGAGCUGGACUGUCUACAGGACCACCUAGAAGACCUGGUGUCAGAGUGCAAAGAUGUGGUGGGCAACCUGACUGAACUGGAGUCUGAGGACAUUCAGAUUGAGACACUGCUGAUGCGAGCCUGUGAGCCAGUCAUCCAGUCCUACUGUCACGAGAUGGCAGAUAACCAGAUCGACACGGGGGAUCUGAUGGAGUGUCUGGUGCAGAACAAACACCAGAAGGAGAUGAACGACAAGUGUGCCGUGGGCGUCACACACUUCCAGCUGGUCCAGAUUAAAGACUUUCGUUUUUCCUACAAGUUUAAGAUGGCCUGCAAAGAGGACGUGCUCAAGCUCUGCCCCAACAUCAAGAAGAAGGUGGAUGUAGUGCUCUGUCUGAGCACCACGGUGAGGAACGACACUCUGCAGGACAUGAAGGAGCAGCGUGUGUCUGUCAAGUGUCGUAAGCAGCUGAGGGUGGAGGAGCUGGAGAUGUCUGAGGAUAUCCGUCUGGAGCCUGAGCUCUACGACUCCUGUAAGCAGGACAUCGGGCGGCUGUGCCAGAACGUGGCCUUUGGAAACGCACAGGUGAUCGAGUGUCUGAAGGAGAACAAGAAGCAGCUGACCCAACGCUGUCACCACAAGGUGUUUAAGCUGCAGGAGGUAGAGAUGAUGGACUCAGAGCUCGACUACCAACUCAUGAGGGUCUGCAAGCCGAUGAUCCGGCGGUUCUGCACUGAGGCUGAUGCCAAGAACAUGCUGCAGUGUCUGAAACAGAACAAGAACUCUGAACUGAUGGAUCCCAAGUGUAAACAGAUGAUCACCAAGAGACAGAUCACACAGAACACGGACUACAGGUUGAACCCGGUGCUGAGGAAGUCGUGUAAGGCUGACAUCCCGAAGUUCUGCCAGAGCAUCCUGAACAAGGCUACAGAGGACAGCGAGCUAGAGGGACAGGUCAUCUCCUGUCUCAAACUCAAAUACGCCGACCAGCGUCUGUCGCCUGACUGUGAGGAUCAGAUUAGGGUUAUCCUGCAGGAGUCAGCUCUGGACUACAGACUGGACCCUCAGCUGCAGCUGCACUGCACUGAUGAGAUCUCUCGGCUGUGUCCAGAGGAGGCUGCGGCCCAGGAACAGACGGGUCAAGUAGAGGAGUGUCUCAAAGUCAACCUGCUCAAGAUCAAAGUGGAGGGCUGCAAGAAGGAGGUGUUGAACAUACUGAAGGAGAGUAAGGCAGACAUCUUUGUGGACCCUGUCCUCCACACAGCCUGUGCUCUGGACAUCAAACAUCACUGUGCUGCCAUCCCACCAGGACGAGGACGCCAGAUGUCCUGUCUGAUGGAGGCUCUGCAGGACAAGAGGGUGCGUCUGCAGCCAGAAUGUAAGAAGAGACUGCAGGACCGUAUCGACAUGUGGAGCUACGCUGCCAAGGUGGCCCCGGCCGAAGGAUUCUCAGACCUGGCCAUGCAGGUGAUGACCUCACCCUCCAAGAACUACAUCCUGGCUAUGAUUGGCCUGGGCGUGUGCGUUCUCUUCCUGUUCGGCCUGCUGUGCGGCCGCAUCACCAAGCGAGUAAUGCAGGAGCAGAAGAACAGGUAGAGAGGGGGGCCUCAGAGGGCCCCAACAGCAAAAAAAAAAACCUGGACAGGGCCCUCCCUCAGCAUAGCCCCAACUGCCCCCACCUCAGCCUGACUCCAUGUACAAACCAUCUUCCCCUACUUUCUCUCCCCCUCUUUUACCCCCCAAGCCUCCUCUACGUCACUCCCUGAGACUGGGCUCUAUGGGGAAGCCAUUCAAGCUUCCCUGUCAUCAUCGCUAUGUCGUCGGAGGGCCACUUUGGGGCCUGGCCUACAUUACCCACACUCCCCUAUGGUGGUUGGUCUCCCAGUUUUACUGGUGUGAGAGCCCACAUGCCCCAACUGUGAGACCGACACAUAACCCCUCCAACUCCACUCCAGUGUCUGACUGAUGAAAGCCAAGUCUUCACGUUAUGUUCUACAGGAGACGUCUAGAAGGACGAUGCCGCCACCUCUUAGUCCUCUAUCGCUCCACUGCUAACCAGCUAACGCUAACAGACCUGUACCGCCGGGCUAGGCCAGCCUGCUAGGCCAUAAGCAUUAUUUAUUGAUUUGGAUUCUGCUUUUGGUUUCUUUUGCAGUGUUUUUUUUUCUUUUUUCGCCUCAUUUAGAUGCAAUAUUUAUUUUUCUUUUAAGAAAUGUUGCAUUUGUGGGGGGUUGGUGGGUCAGAAGGGGAGGUGGGUUCUCAGUAAGCAUGAAGAGUUAUUAUGUGAGAAAGAACCUCUCCUUACUUAUGGCCUGCCUGAGAGGCUUUCAAUGAUUUCAGUACUGAUACUAUUUGUGUGUGUGUGUGUGUGUGUGUGUGUGUGUGUGUGUGUGUGUGUGUGUGUGUGUGUGUGUGUGUGUGUGUGUGUGUGUG